Messenger RNA from Varanus komodoensis (Komodo dragon), 9016 nucleotides. It is a transcript of the gene KIF16B, whose product is annotated as kinesin family member 16B. The record is from RefSeq and is a predicted model, not a curated record. The coding region runs from base 4075 to 8013 and encodes 1312 amino acids. The transcript has 10 exons. Lineage: Eukaryota; Metazoa; Chordata; Lepidosauria; Squamata; Varanidae. Gene Ontology annotation, biological process: microtubule-based movement. Gene Ontology annotation, molecular function: phosphatidylinositol binding; microtubule motor activity; microtubule binding.
CCAGCUCACUUGCAAAGACUAUUCUACUCUUCAUCUUUAAAAAGAUGAAUAACACCUCCUUUUACCAGCCACUCUUGCCCUAAUGAAUUAUUUAGAUUGCAGUCUUUCCAGUACAUAUGACAUUUCAUGAUAUUUACAGAAUGGGGACUAGUUGGUAACUGGAACUCCAAAGCAUUGUUAUCUUGCCAAGUCAAGAAAACUGAGCUUUUCCAAGAGUAAUUAAGGAAGAACAUAGAAAGUUGACUCACUUGGUGGCAUCUGCUUUUGUGAGGAACAGACAGUUCAAAGUUCCAGAUCUGAACUGGACUAUACUUUGUCACCAGAAAGAAUGAAAGAAGCUGAAAUCCUUCCCAUGCCUAAAAUUGCCCUGUGAUCCUCAGAUCUGUCUUAAUUCUUCUCUCUGCUUUUGAAAUGUCUACCCCUACAGAUUUCUAAAUCUAGAAAUAUGGAUCCUUGAUAAAUGCAUAGGGGUCAUUUGAUUGCCUCUGGGCCAUCAUACUGGAAGUGUUUUCUUCAGGAACAACUAGCCAUAUUUGCUUUGUAAAGGAGAAUAAUCUCAGAACUUUGAAUGAAUGGAUAGUAUCAGACUACAUAGCCUCUUCCACCUCGGAUAUAUAUUUUGCACAUGUGUUUUAGAUAAGAUCAGAAUGCGUACUACUAUCUCUGCUUCCUUUCUACUCACUUGACAACCAGGAAACCUGUAUUCUAAUCUGGGUUUCAUUUCUUGUCUAUAUAUUGGAAUGUUCCAAAGAGUUGCCUUGUCUAUAUAUUGGAAUGACCUACUUCAUGGGAAUGAUAUGAAGAUUAAUAGAUCACUGUGCAUCACACCAGUGUGUUAUAGUAGUUAAGAGUGUGAGAUUGGAACUCAGGAGGUCUGAUUUCUGGUCCCCCAUCUAGUCUUGUCCUCAUAGAGCCAACUGGGUGACUUUGAAUCAGUCACAGACUCUCAGCUCAACCUACCUCACAGGGUUUUUUUUGUGAAGAUAAGACUGAGAAGAGGAAGAGAAUUAUGAAAGUCCCCUGAGUUCCUUGGAAGGAAAAAGGACAGGAUAUGGAUAUAAAUAUAAAUAUAUAAAUAAAUCAGAUGUUGUGAUUUUAAAGAAUUAAUGCUGGAGCUGGGGGUUGAAGAAACAAUGGACUAUCAAGAAAAGGACCACUGUAUUUCUGAUCACUAUGUACUGGCAUGAAAGCUGGAUGGUGAAGAAAGCUGACAGGAAGACAUACAAGUGACUCAUGGCUCCAAUCAAGCCAGAGGUUUCCCUAGAGGCAAAAGUGACAGAACUGAGGCUGUCAUACCUUGGACACAUCAUGGGAAGACUAGAUUUCCUGGAGAAGACAAUCAUGUUGGGGAAAGUCUAAGGCAAAAGUCAAGGGAAGACCAAAAAUGAGAUGGCUUGAAUCUAUAAUGGAAGCCACAGUCUUGAACUUGGGGGAGCUGAAUGAAGCUGUCAUGGACAGGGCAUUUUGGAGAGCUCUCAUUCACAGGUUCACCACAAGUCAGUGAUGACUUAUUGGUAUAUAACGGCAACAAAUUAAGGAAAACAAACACACUUGAAUAACUCUUGCAUUUCUGUAAGACUUCUAAACUGAAUCUCAAAGGGAGGUCUUUUGCAGCCAGAGUCCUCUGUUGCAGGCAUUCCUAGGUACAAAGAACAGUGCUGAGGUAUCAGAGAUGCAUGUAACUGACCAUUUGGCUUUCUGAAUACUGCAUCAAGAGGCUGAGUCUUAGGUUCACAUGUCCUCCCUACCUUUCUGACCUGGCUAAGUGCUUCCCAGCAGAAGGGCUGACCUGGAGCAAACCCAUCCUGUUGUCCUAAUGCUUUUCUUCCUCUUCCUCUAUCAGGAGAAAGCCUUAUUUCAUUUUGUGGAUGAAAGAUUGGCAAGAUUUUCUGUCCCAACUGUUCCUUUGAAAUAAGUAUAAGUCUGUCAAUGACGGAAUAUGGCUUCACUCUGCAUUUUAAUUAUGAAAGUACUCUAGAAAUUGUCUUUUAAAAAUAUGUUCCUAAUUUAAUGCAGUUGAGAGGAUAUGAGAAGAAUAUUUCAUGUAGAUACCCUAAUCCAGGCAGUUGAAAUAAUGUGUUGCUUUCCAAGUGGAUGGGUAUGGCACUGUAUCUUCAGAAUUUUAAGGCAAGGUAAAUGUAUAGUUAUCAGAAUAAUGUCUGUCAAAUCACUCUUCACUGACCGUGGCUGCUCAGAAAUUGGUUACAUGCUUGUCUAAGUGCUAACUGCAGUUUUUGCUAACUCCAAAUAUAAAGAUUACUUGAUAUUAGAGAAGAGUUUUUUCCCCUGAGCUUUCCUAGCCUCUUGGAAUAUCUGUUCUUGGUGGCUGAGAGCAGUCAUAGUUCACUGUUAGAUUGUUUGUGUAUUUAUGAUUUUUCUGUACCUACUAAUGAAACCUUCAAUCAAACUAGAAACAAGUCAUAUUAUAUAAAACCAACAUGGCUAUGAAGCACAGGAUAAAUUCCAUGUGAAAAUAGUGCUAAAAUCAAAUGGGAGAAGGAGCAAACAGCCCAAAGAUCUAAAAUACACUGGGGCAAAAUUUAAAAGGGCUAGGUAAAUUAGAAAGUCUUUACUUAGUGCUGGAAAUAUCCCAACAUAUGCGCAUUAGGGGAAUCUGGAAAAGGGCCUCUGAUGAAAGUCUUAAGGUCUCUUUGAUUGCAUAUGGGAGGAGGUGAUUUUUCAGAUUUCAAAGCAUUUACUACAUUAAAUGUAAAUACCAACCUUGGAAUCAGGCUUGAGUGGAAGCCACUGUAGAUUGUUUUGGUGUCAUACUCUGGGUGAGCUGAGGUUUCUGGACAGUUUUCAGAAGUAUCCCCUUCAAUAAUUCAUUGACGUAACCCAAACAGGAGCUAGAUAGCUCAGCUGCCCUGAUCCAGACAGGGUUCUAGUAAAUAUAUCAACCUAAGCCACCCUUUCUCAACCUGGUGCUACCCAGAUAUUUUGGACCAGCUCCCAUCAGCACCAGCCAUCAAAGUUAAUGAUAGAAAUGAUGGGAGUUGAAGUCCAAAACAUCUUAAAGAUACCUCGUUUGGGACAUCUGAUCUAAGCAAAUAAACAGAGCUCCACACCAUUGAAUCCUGCUGGUACCAUCCCCUCACUGAGAAAGGAAUUUAUAAGGACCCACAUUUAACCCUUAGUAAAACAUUGAAAGGACUUUUGGAUGGUACAAUUAAUGGACGCAUUUGCCUGAGAUAUGUGUGGUGCCAUUUACAAUAUACAAGUGCUGGACUGCUUAUACAUGGAGAAGUACUCAUCAUCUUGUCAGUUAAAUUAGAGGGCCCUGCUUGAAUAUUGUCCAUUAGUGGGUUGUAGGAAGGAACAUGGCCCUUUCCCAGGCAGCUUCAUUUAAGAUGGUCUUCUUAUAUUUAAAAGGCUGGCCCUUGUAGUCUUGUAGUCCUUUAAACCUGAGACAGAAGCAGUUAAGACCACUGGGUGGAAAAAGAAUACACAUAGAGAUGUUAAAAUAAUUAUUUGAAUUUACUACUUAUAUUUGAGCACUGUUGCUGGGAACCUGCCUCUCUGCCUCCACCAGCAGAUCCUUCCAAAAAGAUCCAGAUAAAAGACUUUAACUACGGUCGUUAUGUUAACGUGUGCCAGCCAGACUGAUACCAAAAGGCUAUUGCAGAUAUUAGCAAAAGACAUCAAGUUAGAAAAGCCAGUUAAUUAAGGAGAUAUUACCACUUGUGUCGCAAAGUUGAUGCCAAACUGUACCCCCAUCUCCUUUCUCAAGCAAAUGGAGUUAGCUCCAUCCUUAGGGAGGUUCCUGCUGCUUGUGGGCCAGGGAGCACGAACAUCAGGCACUACUUAUUUGGACUACUCUAAAAGGCUUCAGCAUAAAGAUAGGAUUCCCCAAAUCAUGUAUAUUUCUGAAGAAUUUUGAAAUAUGUAUAAAAAUAGUACUGAUAGAAGCUUCGCGGCCUUGAUUUGGAAAGUGAACAUUGUAUCUUUGAACAUUUCAAUGGAACAGUUAAUUUAAUACCAGUCAGUGGAGCACAAUGCUCUGUAAAUGGAAUUCAGAUCUCAGAGGCUACACAACUCAACCAAGGUGCAGUUAUAUUACUUGGGAGAACAAACAUGUUUCGUUUCAAUCAUCCCAAGGAAGCAGCCAAACUGAGGGAAAAAAGAAAGAGUGGACUGCUUUCCACCUUCAGUUUGUCCAUGUCAGAUCUUUCAAAAUCUUGUGAAAACCUCUCAGCAGUCAUGCUGUAUAAUCCAGGUCUUUUCCCUGUAAAAGGACCAAUCUGUCUAAGAUUAGAAUUUGAGAGACAGCAACGAGAAGAACUAGAAAAAUUAGAAAGUAAAAGAAAGCUGAUAGAAGAAAUGGAGGAAAAACAAAAAACAAACAAAGCUGAACUAGAAAGAAUGCAACAAGAAGUAGAGUCACAACGUAAGGAAACAGAAAUAGUUCAGCUACAAAUCCGAAAGCAAGAGGAGAACCUUAAAAGGAGAAGUGUUCAUAUAGAAAGCAGGAUGAAAGACUUGUUGGCAGAAAAGGAAAAAUUUGAAGAAGAAAGAUUACGUGAACAGCAAGAAAUAGAACUUCAAAAAAAGAAACAAGAAGAAGAAAUUUUUGCUAGAGUUAAAGAAGAACUUCACAGAUUACAGGAGCUCAAUCAAAAUGAAAAAGCAGAGAAAAUGCAGAUAUUCCGAGAAUUGGAAAAGCUUAAAAAAGAAAAAGAAGAACAGUAUAUCAAAUUAGAACUGGAAAAAAAGAGGCUAGAGGAACAGGAAAGAGAUCAAUUACUGCUGGUGGCAAACUUAGAAGAACAGCUUAGAGACAAACAAGUCAUGAUACAGCUGCUCAAAAGAGAUGUGCAAAGGGUUGAAGAGGAGAAAAAAGGCCUUGAAGACAUCAGAGAGUCUCUCUUGCAUGUCAAAGAAGCCAGAUCUGAGGGAGAGGAAGACUGUGAAGAAUUAGAAAAGGUACAGCACAGCUUCAUGGAUUUUAAGCGGAAGCAACUAGAACGACUAACUAGUUUAGAGAGAGACUUGGUACAGCAAAAGAAUCAUCUGGAAAAAGAGGUAGCUGAUGAACAUGAAAAUCUGGUCCAUUUAAAACAUGCAUAUACACAGAACUUAAAUCUAGAGAGCAAGGAUGAAAACAUGCUGGAGGCGGCAUUAGCUGUUGAAGAAUGCAACAAAAUAAAAUUAGGUGAAUACAGGCUGCAACAUAAGGAGAGGCAGCUUCUAUAUCUUAUGAAUAAUCAUUUACCAACUUUGCUAGAAGAAAAGCAAAGAGCCUCUGAAGUACUUGAUCGAGGCAUGCAAAGCUUGGACAAUACACUUUAUGAAGUUGAGAAAGAAAUGGAAGAAAAAGAAGAGCAGCUGGCGCAAUAUAGGACCAGUGCCAGUCAGUUGCAGCAGCUUCAAGAAACAUUUGAAUUCACUGCCAACAUAGCUCGUCAAGAAGAAAAAGUUCGGAAAAAGGAAAAAGAAAUCCUGGAAUCAAGGCAAAAACAGCAACGAGAGGCACUGGAGCAAGCUGUAGCUAAGCUGGAAAGGCGGCACUCUGCUCUGCAGCGUUAUUCUACCAUAGAAAUUGAGGAGCAGAAGCAGAAACUUGCAACUUUGAACAGCAGUUACACUGAACAGGCUGACCUGCAAGCUACUCUAGAAGCAGAACAAAAGGCCCUGGAAGAAGAUCGAGAACACUUGGACUUGCAAAUACAGCAGCUAAAGCAGAAGAUAUACGAAGGUGAGGGAAUUGAAAAAGGCUACGUUGGAGUUGUAGAAGAGAGUAGCAGCUCCUCUUCUAACAUUACCAAAUCUCCAUCCCAUUUUAUACCACUGGUUGAUGACAGAAUAAAUGCUUAUAUUGAAGAAGAAGUUCAAAGACGCCUUCAAAAUAUUCACUAUAGUUCUGCAGAGAACAAUAAUAGCCUGUUACAUUCUACAGGACUUACAAAGGAUAACGAGAAAUUUCAUAAUGGUACCAUUCAGCGUAAGUUGAAGUAUGAGAAAAGACAGCCUGGCUUGCCCCUUUAUGGCAUUCUUGCUCUCUGUAGUGAUGGCAACCAAAGUUAUAACCUGACUGGUGAAGAUACAAGAAUGGCAGUCAUCACUGAGCAGGAAAACAACAUAGCUGCACCUAAUCCUUCUUGGAGGAAAAUUAUGCAGUUCUGCGUGACUCAAGAAGCAACAAAUCAAAGGAGACAGUUAGAACAGGAAUCCAUCAAAUGCCCGUGCAAUAGUGAAUGUGACUUGAAUCAGUGCAUACUUUUUAGGAACAAGAGAACUUGCUCUAAAUAUUCUACAGAUCCUCUUCCUCAAGCUCAUGAUGGAUGUAGAAUGAUUCAUUUGUCAGAUAAAAAAGUAGUGCUGCAUCAUUCUGGAAACACAAACCUUCCUGCUCCUUCCUGGGAAUGCAGUAGCUCAGAAGCCAAAUCUUGUUCUUUCCAUGCCCAUUGUACGCCAGCCUCAAAACCUUUAGCCUCUACUAAACAUCGAUCUGAUAGUUACACUUUCCUGUCUCUCAGAGAAUACCGUAACAAAAUUCCUCAUGUUUAUGAGCAGAAUCCAACCUGGCAAUUGGAUGAAAGUGCCAACCAAAGAUUCUUCCCAGAUUCAUUUUUGGGAACAAAAUAUAUUCAUGGCCUGGGACAUCUGUUUAGCAAAUUCACCAGUAUUUAUAGUGAUGUCAAUUGUCAAAUAUUUAAGAGUAGCUGGUUUUCUAAACAGAUUAAAGAUCUGAUGAGCUUCUUUGACAAAAAUGAGAAGCAUUCUCAAGUAGUAUCAUUUAUUAAAAGCUUUCAAUUUAUUAAAAAUAUGCAGUUAAAUCUGCUUUUAGGUAUGAAGAUGAAUGACUCUCAUGAUGCUAACAUCAGCUCAGGAAGCCUUUUGCAAAAUGAAGACACUGUAAACUUCUUGCCCUCACAAAUCUCAGUUGAUAUGUGUGCAGUGGAUUGUGUUGAGGAAUCAGAUAACAGUUGCAGAAAUGAAAAACUGAAAAGUAACCUCCUAAUUACGCAGAAGUUUGUAUAUUUCUCAAAUGGUCUUCGGAAAUUGCAGCUCUGUCCCUGGGAUGAAUUGUUGCAAUAUGUGACCUCGCUCUUUCCAGAAAUGUGUGCCAAACCUAAUGAACUUAAAGGAAUAUACUGGAUUGCUGUGGGGAGCUAUAAAAAACCCGGCCCAGAGCCUGCGUGCUUGCUUUUACUUGGUUCUGUGUUAUAUGCUCUUGGUCAGUCAGUCGAUCAACUAGAAACUAGUCAGGGCUCUCUUGAAAUGUUUUUUUCUGUUCCAAUCACUGCAUUAAGAGAAAUUCAAAUUGGCUAUGCUGGACAGAGCAUCAGAGUUUUGUGUUCCAAUGAAGAAAAUAUAGUGAAACUCUUCACCUUUGACAGGUACCUCACACAAAGAAUAUGUCAUGACAUACUUAGCACUGUCAUUUCAUCAACUGAGCAUGCUUGCUUGAAUCACCCACUGUUACAAGGAGACCUGUUGAAACUCUCACUUGAUUGGACUUCAGCAGUCAUGGACUUAGUUCUUGAAAGCGGUGUGCGCCUUUCAUGCAAUUUUGAGGCCAAUUUAGCUGAUCUGGUUUAUUUGCUCCAUGAAAACAUGGAAAUCAACAAACCCCCUUUGGGAGAAAUUCAGUUAUUGCUGUAUACAACAGUGAAACUAGGGAAUAAAUUCAGAUCACUAGUCCUCACUAAUACUCAUAUAGGUCUUAUACAAGAAGAUAGUGCCUUCUGCCAAAUUCCUAAAAAUCUUUUAGCUGAUGAGUCACAGUUUGACAGAAUUCAGCUGCAUUGUUUGAGUGAACUCAAGUGUGUGGUUGUCCCAGAGAAAGAGAAUCUGCUAGAAAUUGAGCUUGUAUUUUCCAAGUCAAGUAAGGUUGACAGUGCUGCUGCCGAUAGCUUGCCUUGCACUUCUCUAGAAAAGGAAAAUAUACAACGGAGAUCUCUUUCGUCCUUUUGCCAGGUUUAUUCUAGCACCCCAUCAUGUACCUGGAAAUUGACAUUCAGUUCAAACCAAGAUGCCAUUAGAUUAGUGUUGCAUUUGACAGGACAGUAAAUCUGAGUGCUCUUUUACGUUCAAUCCAAAUAAUGUUUAAAUCUAACAAGAAAAUAUUUUGGAACUGAAUUGUGUGGGGGUUUUUCUCUAAAUGUCUCUUGGAAGAGGCAUGUAGAGGUAGAUUCAGGAUGUAAGAACAAUCAGUGGUAGGGAUCCAUCCAUGUGUAUGCACAUAUGGACAGGAGAAAUUAGUGCUUGCCUUGCAAUUACUCAUAGGGGCAACAAGCAGCUGGGCCAGUCAUGGAGCUAGAAGAAUUUUUAUCUUUCUGCCCUCAUCCAGAAAGGAUUUGAUUUGAAAGCAGCAUCAGCAGCUUCUCUGCAAGUGAAAUUACAAUGCAAUGGUUUCUUCUUCUCAUUCCAUUUGAUACAUCUUGAAUAAAAUACUUGUUCCAUUCCCCUUCACUGAUACAUGAAUUCAGAAAGCUAGGAUUCUUUUCUUCAGUGUAAUGUGGGCUGCUUCAAAAUUAUUUGAGGUUCCCAAUGCAUGAUUUGCCUCUUUAAUAUGUGAAUGAUAAAUCAUGAGGUGCAUUCUGGAACCAGAAAAAAAAAAUCCACAUUUCAGUUGUGUGUAUUCAUAUUGUAAGUAGUCUUAAGAAUGAAAAUGAUAGUUCUUAGUGCAAUUAUAGUGUUUGUUCUGAAAUCAGCACACAUGCACAUGCACACACACAUUGUACUAAAGUGAAAAAUAUGGUAUGAAAUGAAUUUCCAUGCUAUAUUCUCAAAAACCACUCCUGUGUUCAUUCUAUUAAAUCUGUCAUUAAAAAUAAUAAAUUUAAGCCAUAAUUGUGGCCUUCAGGAAAGAAGACAUUCAUUCAGUUUUAUAGGGGAAAAGAGCAUUGUUAUAGAAUUGCACAUUUUCUUGGUUGAAAUCUUUAUUUCAUAACCUUUUCUUUGGUUAUAUACAAUUAAAAAUCCCUGUUGCAUAUGUAGCUAUCCAUGUAUCACUUUAAUUUCUUUCUGUAAAAUAACGUAUCAGUUAAUAAUGCAAGUGGAAGAUUGCUCA